Messenger RNA from Fusarium verticillioides 7600, 1419 nucleotides. RefSeq lists its product as hypothetical. Gene Ontology annotation, cellular component: ciliary inversin compartment. The coding region runs from base 1 to 1419 and encodes 472 amino acids. The record is from RefSeq and is a predicted model, not a curated record. Lineage: Eukaryota; Fungi; Ascomycota; Sordariomycetes; Hypocreales; Nectriaceae. Gene Ontology annotation, molecular function: protein binding. The transcript has a single exon. Gene Ontology annotation, biological process: protein localization to ciliary inversin compartment.
AUGUCUUACUCUACCGAUACAGAAGAUGAGCCGCCAUACUAUCGUUUCACGGAAAACCCGAACGCCGAGUACAACGGUCAAGGAUUUAAGAGAGCUAGCCCAGUUCCCAUGACGAUGCCUCACUCAGAUGGUUCAAUUCUAUAUGAGAAGCCAACCUUUAGCUUUAUAUAUACGAUAAUUCAGCAAAACGACACCAAGGCUCUUCAACAAUAUCUCACAAUUGCACCAUGGGCUGUCUCGUUGGAACCAGUUUUCGCGAACGAUCUCUGGGCCGUCCCAGACAGACGUACUUCUUCAGACGGUGGCGCCUCUUAUGGCGGUAUUAACAUGAACUACUUACAGUGGGCAGCACGGGAAGGAGGUCUUGGUGUAUUCAAAAUCCUUCUGCAUCACUGCACGAAGGGCAAGGAUCCUGAGAUAAGAAUUGGAUUCGAAUCUCAAGAAUUCGAAAUAUUGAACGAAGCCGCCAAAUACGGUCAGGUCGACAUGGUCAAAUUCCUACUCGAUAGCCAGCCACGAUACGCCAGCAUCGAAGAGCGCGACUCAAAUGGCUAUACUGCAUUACUGUCCACUGCUUCGGCGCCUAACCUCGAUUGCCCUACCUGUCUACAAGAACGACGACCUGGACCUGCGGCAAGCGAAGCAACCAUGAGUUUGCUACUAGAUCGGGGUGCCUGCGCAUCUGAUGUCCUGUAUGGAAACCAAAAAAUACUCAAGACAGUCCUCACUUUAACUGUGGAGUGGGCAGGUUCACGAUUAAUCAAGAGACUCAUUGAUAGUGGCGCCAGUAUUGAAACCAAGGUACAAAGAGGUCCAUGGGAUGAGACGUUUUGGAAUCUGCAUGGCUACACCUUCGAGGCUAACGCACUAUAUGUUGCCUGUACCCGCGCAAACUUCGAAGCUGUGAAGACUCUCAUUGAGUGCCGAGGCUCCGAGGUUGACGUAUCAGACGUCCUAUGGCAGCGAGAUAGUCGUGGAAGUACUCCUCUUCAUUGGGUGGCUCAAAGUCACCUGCCAAGAGAAAACUUUGGGGACUCGAAAGACGCUAUCUACGAUAAAGCACGGAACAUUAUGAGUAUCAUUGAGCUUAUGUUAGACCUAGGCCCAACCACUAUCAACGCCACGGAUGAGAAUGGAAAUACACCUUUGCACUACGCCACCCGGUCACCGAGUCGACAAGAUAAGAUGUACUGCCCUAUUUUUCAACUCUUGUAUGCCAGGGGCAGCGACGCCGGCAUACGGAAUACAGAAGGUCAAACGCCUCUGCACACCAGAUUUCGUCUUGAUGAUAGUGGUAGAGUUAGAUGCCACUACUUCGGCAAGACACCUAUUGAUGAAGCUAUGUUAUUCACGUUACUUGCCCAUGUUGAGAAAUGUAUAUUCUAUACCCUUGGCCAUCGAAAUGCAAUGUCCCAGUGA